Messenger RNA from Cooperia oncophora, 306 nucleotides. Lineage: Eukaryota; Metazoa; Nematoda; Chromadorea; Rhabditida; Trichostrongylidae. The record is from the annotation of a GenBank genome assembly.
CUAUGGGACCCUAGGAAUCUCGAAUUAAUUGCACAACUCCCUCGGAAGAAUCACAUUCAACUACAUUGUGAGUUCAUAGACGAUAAAGUGCUAGUAUCGACAAGUAACGGCUUUAACGGUGAUGGCUGCGAAAUUUCGAUAUGGGACCUACGAACGCGCAAACUUUUACGGGAACUACGUGGACAUGAGGGGUCGGUGCCUUGUGUGGCUGGACUUACGCAAACGGUAACUUUGAAACGACUAUUGAUGAGCGUCUCGAUGGAUAGGACGAUACGAAUUUGGAACAUCGAAGAUGGAGGUGGGUAA